Messenger RNA from Seriola aureovittata, 2861 nucleotides. It is a transcript of the gene sim1a, whose product is annotated as SIM bHLH transcription factor 1a. The transcript has 12 exons. NCBI's taxonomy places the organism in Eukaryota, Metazoa, Chordata, Actinopteri, Carangiformes, Carangidae. Gene Ontology annotation, biological process: regulation of transcription by RNA polymerase II. Gene Ontology annotation, molecular function: RNA polymerase II transcription regulatory region sequence-specific DNA binding; protein dimerization activity; DNA-binding transcription factor activity, RNA polymerase II-specific. The record is from RefSeq and is a predicted model, not a curated record. The coding region runs from base 437 to 2806 and encodes 789 amino acids.
AGGAGACUCUGGAUGCGCCGCUGUCCAUAAAAAUCACUUAGGAUGGAAGAAAUGCCGAUGUCGGGGAUUUCGGAGAUUAUGCUCGGACACUUUUGAGCCCAACAAGCGCCACGUUAGCAAACUGUCGGUUCUAUCUGAGUGGUUCCACAGUUCCCCGUAACAGAAGGUAAAUGGGUCCGAGUGUGGGGUGAGCCCUCCAAUGGGGCUGACCACAGUGACACUUUAAUCCUCAGAAAUCCAGGAAUUAGCCGUGUCCCGCUUGUCGCCAACCAGCGAAACACCUGGACUUAUGGGAGUGUGUCGGCGCGCCAGCAGCUGCGGAUGUUAGGCCGAGCGGAGGAAGAAGAGCAGGUCCCUGUGUGGAGCCGUGAACAUGCUAUGAGACACCUGGACACGGACUGAGAGGAGAAGUCGUCAGUGACACAGAGAAGACAACAUGAAGGAGAAAUCUAAAAACGCGGCCCGGACUCGACGGGAAAAGGAGAACAGUGAAUUUUAUGAACUGGCCAAACUGCUGCCGUUACCCUCCGCCAUCACCUCCCAGCUGGAUAAAGCGUCAAUCAUCCGGCUCACCACCAGCUACCUGAAAAUGAGAAUAGUCUUUCCUGAGGGUCUUGGGGAGUCCUGGGGUCAUGUGAGUCGCAGCAGUUCUCUGGAUGGAGUCAGCCAGGAAUUGGGCUCCCAUCUAUUACAGACGUUAGAUGGCUUCAUCUUCGUGGUCGCUUCAGAUGGGAAAAUCAUGUACAUAUCAGAAACAGCAUCGGUCCACUUGGGUCUGUCGCAGGUAGAAUUGACAGGAAACAGCAUCUAUGAAUACAUCCAUCCAGCAGACCAUGAUGAAAUGACCGCCGUCCUCACAGCACACCAGCCUUACCACUCACACUUUGUUCAAGAGUAUGAGAUGGAGCGCUCCUUCUUCCUGAGAAUGAAAUGUGUCCUCGCUAAAAGAAACGCUGGUCUCACCUGUGGAGGCUACAAGGUGAUCCACUGUAGCGGCUACCUGAAGAUCCGUCAGUACAGCCUGGACAUGUCCCCGUUUGACGGCUGCUACCAGAACGUGGGGCUGGUGGCAGUUGGUCACUCGCUGCCGCCCAGCGCCGUCACCGAGAUCAAACUGCACAGCAAUAUGUUCAUGUUCAGAGCCAGCCUGGACAUGAAGCUCAUCUUCCUGGACUCACGGUACGUCCUCCACCACAUAGUGUUCUGUGUUCCACUGCACACCAUAAAUGUGUGUGUGUGUGUGUGUGUGUGUGUGUGUGUCUUGCUCAGGGUUGCAGAGCUGACAGGCUACGAGCCUCAGGAUCUAAUAGAGAAGACGCUCUAUAAUCACGUCCACAGCUGUGACUCCUUCCACCUGCGUUGUGCUCAUCACUUGUUGCUGGUGAAAGGUCAGGUGACCACGAAGUAUUACCGUUUCUUGGCCAAGCAUGGCGGCUGGGUCUGGGUUCAGAGUUAUGCAACCAUCGUACACAACAGCCGCUCGUCCCGACCUCACUGCAUCGUCAGUGUCAACUACGUCCUCACGGAGACGGAGUAUAAAGGCCUGCAGCUCUCUCUGGACCAGGCCACAUCCAAGGCUUCUUUCCCCUACAGCAGCAGCAGCACGGCCAGCAGCGUCAUGGAUAGCUGCAGGACUCCCAAGAGCAAAGUGUCCCGCCUCAAGACCAAAGCCAGAUUGUCGCCAUACACACAGUAUCCCAGUUUCCAGACAGAGCGGUCAGAGUCGGACCAGGACAGUCCGUGGGGCAGCAGCCCCCUCACUGACUCCGCCUCCCCUCAGCUACUGGAGCACAGUGAAGGCCUGGACGCCUCAUGUGUCUACAGGCAGUUCACUGAUCCUCGCACACCCUGCUACAGCCCGUCUGAGGAGCAGCACCACACACACCUCCACACACACGGCCAAGGUCAGCGUUGCGAGCGGAGUCGAUGUGAGGCGGGACGAUAUUUUCUAGGAGCACCUCCGCCCAGCGGCAACGUGUUCUGGGGAACCACCCGCUCCAUCAUACCACUGAGCAAGAGUUCCCUGGAGAACCAUGAUGGAUAUCACAGCAGCAUGCCGCACAUCACAGCCAUACACAACUACAACGGACAGGCCCACUGGGACGAGGACAGUGUGGUCAGCUCUCCAGACGCCGGCUCAGCCAGUGACUCAGGGGAUCGAUACCGAGCUGAUCAGUACCGCUGCAGCCUGCAGGAACCCAGCAAGAUCGAGACGCUGAUCCGAGCCACGCAGCAGAUGAUCAAGGAGGAAGAAAGUCGAUUGCAGCUACGCAAGGCCCCCCCAGACUCCCCACUGGGACCAGCCAAUGGACUGCCCAAGGGCCCCGGUUCAUGCUUCACUCCUGAGUAUACUCAGGGGCCCCUGCCACUACAGUCAGUGGUGUGCAGAGGGUUGAGUCAGGUGAUCAGCCCUGCAAAUAGCCCCGCCCCCCUAUCCAGGCUGAGCAGUCCAGGGUCUGAGCGCCUCCACAAGCCCAAAGACUACCUCCAGACAGACAUGUCCCCUAUUUCUCUGCCAUUACACCACUCGCUUGGUCGAUCGGGCUCAUGCUCGGCUUCUCCCUCCCUGGCCCCGGCCCUCUACCCCUCCCACACCCACCCAAGACCCUAUUUGGACAAGCAUACAGCAUACUCCCUGACAGGCUACGCUCUGGAGCACCUCUAUGACCCGGAGAGUCUCCGGGGCUACUGCACCUCCACCAGCUCUGGCCCCACCCACUACGACGUGACCCCACACCUCCGCAUCCCAGCAGAGCAGACCCCCGGACACAAAGGCACCUCUGUCAUCAUUACCAACAGCAGCUAACGCUCAUCAUGCAGUGGGACUGCAGCAACACAGAGCUGGUUAGUGCUGUUCUAAC